AUGAAGGUUUCAACUUUGACAAUUAUUUGCUCAGCAAUUCUUACUGUUAAUGCACAAGCAUUUGACGGCUCAAAGAAGUUGGGUGUCGUUAAGAGAGCAGACAGUGACUCCGCUGCAGCUACUGCAGGAGGCGAAGACGCAACUGGUUCCGAAACUGGCGCUGAAGAUACUGGUUCCGAAACUGGCGCUGAAGAUACUGGUUCCGAAACUGGCGCUGAAGAUACUGGUUCCGAAACUGGCGCUGAAGAUACUGGUUCCGAAACUGGCGCUGAAGAUACUGGUUCCGAAACUGGUGCUGAAGAAACUGGUUCCGAAACUGGUGCUGAAGAAACAGAAUCAGAGACUGGCGCUGAAGAAACUGGAUCCGAAACUGGCGCUGAAGAUACUGGUUCCGAAACUGGUGCUGAAGAUACUGGUUCCGAAACUGGUGCUGAAGAUACUGGUUCCGAAACUGGUGCUGAAGAUACUGGUUCCGAAACUGGUGCUGAAGAAACUGAAUCCGAGACUGGGGCUGAAGAGACUGGAUCAGAAGAAUCAAGUGGUGGUGCCGGUGGUGCCGGUGGCGGCUCAGGAGGUUCAAGCACUAAAGCUUCUAGCGGAGGUAGCUCGAGCACUGGUGGAGCAGGCGGUUCCAGUGGAAGCAGCUCUAGUGCCGGUGGAAGCGGUAGCAAGAGCUCUUCAUCAAGUGGUAACACCGGUAUUUUGGCCAACCCAGGUGCCGGAUUGGUUGCUUUCGGCGCUGUUGUUGGUGCCAUGUUAAUCUAA
Lodderomyces theae is the source of this 765-nucleotide messenger RNA. RefSeq names its product Pga39p (gene PGA39). The record is from RefSeq and is a predicted model, not a curated record. Bases 1 to 765 code for a protein of 254 amino acids. The transcript has a single exon. Lineage: Eukaryota; Fungi; Ascomycota; Pichiomycetes; Serinales; Debaryomycetaceae.